AUGGACUAUGAUCAAAAUACACCGGACCAAAGCAAGAGAUCAAGAGAAUCAUCUCGGACGAAUUUCUUACUCAACAAACCAAAUGACAGGACUCCUCUAUCUGAGAUCACUAAUGUUGGUUCUUUGUCCUUCAAUACCAAUCUCAAUAAAAGGAGAAAGGUUAGUCCUCAAGGACGAUUGACCCCUGGGAAAUAUACACUAAGUCAUAGCGUGCUAACAAGCCAUUCCACGAAGCAGCACAGUCGGUUCAACGUUGAAAAUGUCUCUCCUAUUGACUUGGAUGCUGUUUCGUUUCAAGGAUUGGACAAUGAUAAUGAUGUUGUUGCCAUUGAAUGUGGGAAUAAUGGUGAGGAAUCUGAUAUACCUUCUAAUUUAGAUGUCCACUUUGACAGUCCGGUUGAGCUUAUGGAUACAGGAACAUCAGAUGCCGAUAGAGCGGACGAUAUAGUUGAUUUCAAUUGCAUGGACAACAGGGAAGAAAAUGAUAUACCAUCUAAUUCAGACUUUGAUAUUAAGCAAGCUGAUGGUGAUACUUUCUCUGACAUUACAAGUUCAGUUCAUGGAGAGGUUGAAUACCUGAACAUAGGUCAUCCAGAUCGUAUUUGUGAUGAUUGCGGUGCUAUGAUGUGGUAUCAUGAACGCACUAAGAAGGACUAUAAUCCUGUCAAUCCGAAGUUUUCUAUGUGCUGCCGAAAGGGACGGGUUGAAAUCGCAACGUACCCCCGCCUACCUCAACCGUUGCAUGAUUUGUAUCACAAGCUGGACAGGAAAAGCAAAUUUUUUCUAAAAAAUAUCAGAUCCUUCAAUUCAAUGUUUUCAUUUACUUCUAUGGGAGGAAAAGUUAAUAGAGACACGCAUGACGGAAAUGGACCUCCAAUGUUUGUCAUGGAGGGUCAAAACUACCAUCAAAUCGGUAGUUUACUUCCUAUGCCAGGAAACAAACCUAAGUUCGCUCAAUUAUACAUCUAUGACACUGACAAUGAGAUAAACAACAGGCUGGCGUGUGUAAGCAUGGAUGAAGGCGAUUUGGAGAUGAAGACUGCAAUUGUUACAGAGAUACGGGAUGUCCUUGACUCAUGUAACUCGUAUGUUGAAACUUACAGAACAAUCCGUGAAAGAAUAAAUGAGAAUGACAGUCCUCCUAUGCGGUUAAGGAUACUGCGCAAGAGGGACUGUGACGGUCGAAGGUACAACCUUCCAACCGCAUCAGAAGUGGUUGCGUUAAUUGUAGGUGACUUUGACAGUGCUGACUUUGAUAGGGAUGUAAUUGUUGAGACACAAUCAGGUCUGUUGCAGCGUAUAUCAGUUUUCGAACCAGCAUAUUUGCCUUUGCAGUAUCCCCUCCUGUUUCCGAAGGGAGAAGAUGGGUUUCGAAAGGAUAUUCCUUAUAAUGAAGACGCAGAUGCUACCGAUUUGCAAAGAUUGUAUGUGACACAAAAAGAAUGGAUUGCUUAUAAGAUCAUGCAACGAGAGACAGACCAAUCAACCAUUUUAUUUGCAAGGAGGUUGUUACAACAAUUUUUGACUGAUUCUUUUAGUUGCGUGGAGUCAUCACGUCUCAGAUGGCUAAGAGAUCAUCAAAAGGAAGUUAGGGCGGAAAUGUACAAGGGCUUGACUGAAGCUAUUCUCAGAGGUGAUACUGAUCCUUCAACCACGGGAAAGAGGAUUGUUCUUCCUUCGACUUUUGUUGGUGGAACAAGGUAUAUGCUGCAGAAUUACCAAGAUGCAAUGGCAAUAUGUGGUUGGGCUGGGUAUCCUGAUCUAUUUAUAACGUUCACCUGCAACCAAAAGUGGCCUGAAUUGGUUGAAUUUUUGAAGAUUUAUCACCUAAAGCCUGAAGAUCGACCAGACUUAGUUAGUCGGAUAUUCAAAAUCAAGCUUGAUGACUUGAUAAAAGAAAUAAAGAUAGGAGAAUUAUUUGGUGAAGUCAAGUCAGUCAUAUAUACAAUUGAGUUUCAGAAGCGUGGUCUGCCACAUGCUCACAUCUUGGUUUUCCUGCAUUCAAGAUAUAGGUGCGUUGGUCCUAAAGAUAUUGACAAAAUCAUAUGUGCAGAGAUACCAGAUAAGGAGAAAGAACCUGAACUGUUCAAAAUUGUUUCUACACUCAUGAUACAUGGUCCUUGCGACGGAGGGACAAUGGGGUUUUUUUUCAAAAAGGGUGAGGCAUUUGUUGACAACAGGUAUGUGGUUCCAUACAACAGAUAUUUGUUGUUAAGGUAUAAUGCUCAUAUUAAUGUUGAGUGGUGCAACCAAACAAGGUCUAUCAAGUAUCUGUUCAAGUAUGUUAACAAAGGGCACGAUCGCGUAACUGUUGGUUUUUACAAUGGUAAGGAAGGCAGUUCUGAUGUUGUUGACGAGAUUAAAUUGUACUACGACUGUCGAUAUCUUUCUGCGUGCGAGGCAGCUUGGAGGAUAUUUUCUUUCGAUAUAAACUACAGAACUCCAUCAGUUGAGAGGCUUACUUUUCAUCUUGAAAAUGAACAGCAUGUUAUAUAUGGUGAUAAUGACCCCCUUGAGGAUGUCGUCCGUAGAAAAAGCAUUCACCAAACUAAAUUCUGGGCAUGGAUGCAUGCCAACAAAGUUUAUCCCGAAGCAAAGAGCUUGACGUACAAUGAGUUCCCUACAAAGUUUGUGUGGAAAGCGGAUAAGCAUCGAUGGUCUCCACGUAAGGUAGGUUUCGCAAUUGGUAGGCUCCAUUUUGUACCACCUGGCACAGGUGAGUUGUUUUACCUGAGGACACUAUUGAAUUAUAUCAGAGGGCCUACAUCGUAUGCUGACUUGAAAACUGUGGACGGUAUUACACUAGAUACCUUUAAGGAAGCAUGUGCUGCGUUGGGUUUUCUUGGAGAUGAUAAGGAGUUCAUAGAAGCAAUUAUAGAAGCAGGAAAGUGGGGUACAGGGAUAUUUUUGCGCUUACUGUUCGCAACCUUAUUGGUGUCUAACCAAUUGUCGAAGCCAGAUUAUGUGUGGAACAACACUUGGGAGUAUUUGUCUGAUGACAUACUUGAUAGACAGCGACGUCGUCUACAAGUUCCAGAUUUGGUUCUUACUUCCGAUCAGAUAAAGAGUUACGCAUUAUCAGAGAUUGAGUCUUUGUUGCAAGUCCAUGGCAAGAGUCUCGACAACUACAAAGAAAUGCCUAAGUCAGAUUGA
This is a messenger RNA of Medicago truncatula (barrel medic), 3153 nucleotides long. RefSeq lists its product as uncharacterized. The coding region runs from base 1 to 3153 and encodes 1050 amino acids. The record is from RefSeq and is a predicted model, not a curated record. The transcript is spliced from 11 exons. NCBI's taxonomy places the organism in Eukaryota, Viridiplantae, Streptophyta, Magnoliopsida, Fabales, Fabaceae.